Molecule: messenger RNA, 1470 nt
Organism: Protobothrops mucrosquamatus (brown spotted pit viper)
Lineage: Eukaryota; Metazoa; Chordata; Lepidosauria; Squamata; Viperidae
Gene: DMBT1
Product: deleted in malignant brain tumors 1
Exons: 12
Coding region: 1-1470 (489 amino acids)
Cellular component (GO): membrane
Source: RefSeq, a predicted model, not a curated record
AUGCAUUUGUUUUCCUUUCAAGAAAAAUCUCUGAGACUGGUGAAUGGAGAAGACAAAUGUAGUGGUCGCAUUGAGGUUUUUUUCAAUGGAAGCUGGGGAACAAUUUGUGACGAUGGCUGGGACAUGAAUGACGCACACGUUGUGUGUAGACAGCUUGCCUGUGGAGAGGCCAUCCAAGCCCUACCUAAGGCUGAGUUUGGGGAAGGAACUGGCAGCAUCUUCCUGGAUGAGCUGAAGUGCAAAGGGAACGAAUCCUCUCUUGAAGAAUGCUCUCAUAAACCUUGGGGCGUUCAUAACUGUCAUCACAAGGAAGAUGCUGGGGUCAUUUGCUCAGGUCCUGCUGUCACCACACCACCACCUAUAGAACUUUCUACACUCUCCGCAGAGCUGACUACGCAGGAAAGAAGAGAAAAAUCUCUGAGACUGGUGAAUGGAGAAGACAAAUGUCGUGGUCGCAUUGAGGUCUUUUACAAUGAAAGCUGGGGAACAAUUUGUGACGAUGGCUGGGACAUGAAUGAUGCACACGUUGUGUGUAGGCAGCUUGCCUGUGGAGAGGCCAUCAAAGCCUUACCUAAUGCUGCAUUUGGGGAAGGAACUGGCAGCAUCUUCCUGGAUGAGCUGAAGUGCAAAGGGAACGAAUCCUCUCUUGAAGAAUGCUCUCAUAAACCUUGGGGCGUUCAUAACUGUCAUCACAAGGAAGAUGCUGGGGUCAUUUGCUCAGGUCCUGUCACCACAUCAGCACCUAAAAGUGCCUUGGUAACAACAACAAGCUCGUUGACUGUAAGGUUGAUGAAUGGAAAAAACAGAUGCCAGGGUCGACUUGAAAUCUUCUACAAUGGGGACUGGGGAACAGUCUGUGAUGACGGUUGGGACUUACAAGAUGCAAAGGUAGUUUGCAGACAACUUGCCUGUGGAGAAGUUAUGGAGGCCACCAAUGAAGCCUAUUUUGGGCAAGGCACUGGCAACAUCCUCCUAGAAAAUGUUCAGUGCAAGGGGAAUGAAUCGUCUAUAGAAGAGUGCUCCAAUCCAGGCUGGGGAACUCAUCGUUGUGGCCACAAGGAAGACGCUGGGGUCAUUUGCUCAGAAACAGUUUCCCUUACAACAAAGAAUCCCAUUAUACCUACUCCCACAAAAAAUACAUCAGAAGUCCCAGUUUGGGCACUAACCACUCAGCAUCCAACUACUAGACCUGUACCUGCAGCAAGCACACCACACCCAAUUAUUCCUGCAUCAAAAUCUAUAACUCUUCCUAUCACUCAGAAGCACACUCCAUCUGGCAAAUGUCUCUAUGGCUGCAAAUUAACAGGUCCUUCAGGUUCAUUUAAAAGUCCAUUCUAUCCUUCAAACUACCCAAAGAAUUCUUACUGUGUUUGGGACAUAGAGGUGGAGGAAAGACGUCAUGUAGAACUAAGAUUUGAAGUUUUCAGGCUGGAAAUUACUAGGUUGACGUGGGAACUAAAACAACACUAG